Molecule: messenger RNA, 2809 nt
Organism: Amaranthus tricolor (Joseph's coat)
Lineage: Eukaryota; Viridiplantae; Streptophyta; Magnoliopsida; Caryophyllales; Amaranthaceae
Product: organic cation/carnitine transporter 4
Exons: 2
Coding region: 59-1645 (528 amino acids)
Biological process (GO): transmembrane transport
Cellular component (GO): membrane
Molecular function (GO): transmembrane transporter activity
Source: RefSeq, a predicted model, not a curated record
CAAACCCCUCACAUAAAUAUCAAACUUUAGAAUAAUAUUUCAGAUCUCUCCAAAAAAAAUGUCUUCUCAAAACCUCCCUGAUAUGAGGGACCUCCAACAACCGUUGAUUCCUUCGUCUGAUCGAAAAUCCGACGGUCAAGAAAAACUCACCAUUGAUGAAAUGCUUCAAAAAUACUGCGGUGAAUUUGGUAAAUGGCAAUUAAAACAUUUUAUUUUAACAAGUUUAGCAUGGGCUUUGGAAGCUUUUCAUACAAUGGUUAUGAUUUUCGCUGAUCGAGACCCUAAAUGGUGGUGUACUGGGCCAGACUGUUGGGCUCAAGCCCAAAUUUGUGGGCUUCCUCCUGGGUCCUGGGAUUGGGUUGAUGGUCCCGGAUCUUCUACCAUUUCUGAAUGGGGUUUGAUGUGUGAUGAUAAGUAUAAGGUUGGAUUGGUGCAAGCUCUCUUCUUUUUUGGCUGCAUGAUAGGAGCAGGAAUAUUUGGACAUCUCUCAGAUUCAUCACUAGGAAGAAAAGGGUCAUUAACCACAAUAUGCCUACUGAAUGGGAUCCUUGGCUGUCUUACUGCCUUGUCUCCGAACUAUCUCGUGUACACAUUUCUCCGAUUUUUGAGUGGUUUAGGCACCGGUGGUGUAGGUAUGUGUGCCUUUGUGCUCGCUACUGAGCCUAUUGGACCCUCCAAACGCGGUGUUGCUGGUAUGUCUACCUUCUACUUCUUCUCAACCGGUAUAGCCCUCCUUUCGGGAAUUGCCUACUUGUUCCCAUCUUGGCGAUCUCUUUAUGUUGCAUCCUCGAUCCCUUCAAUUCUUUUCGUAACUUUCAUCAUUCCUUUUCUUUCCGAAUCACCUAGAUGGUUCCUCGUACGAGGAAAAGCCAAGGACGCUAUGAAAGUCAUGCGUCUCAUGGCACAAUCUAACGGUAGGAUUCUCCCACAAGACGUGCACCUUGUCCUUGACGAUGAUGCUAACAAUACCAAUUACGUAGAAAACCCUAAAGACGAUGGCUCACCAAUCGAAGAACGAGAAGCCAUCAAGGGUUCUUUAAGAGAUGUUCUAAGGUCACCUGUCACAAGAUUACGACUUUACUUAGCUGUUGUUAUUAACUUUUGUUGUGCAAUCGUAUACUAUGGGCUUAGUCUAAAUGUUGUUAAUCUCGACACUAAUCUCUACCUUAAUGUACUUCUCAAUGCGGUUGCUGAAAUGCCGGCCUACACAUUAACCGCGAUAAUGUUGAAUAAGUUUGGUAGGAAGCCGCUCACUAUAGGAACAAUGUGGUUUAGUGGUGUGUUUUGUUUGUUAGCGACUAUGAUGAAGAGUUACGGUACAUGGAAGAUUUUACGUAUGAUUUGUGGAGUUUUAGGGAUUUUUGGUAUGUCCGGAACUUAUAAUCUAUUGUUCAUUUAUACAGUGGAGUUGUUCCCUACGGUGGUGAGGAACGCGGCUUUAGGUUGCGCUACACAAGCGUCUCAAAUGGGAGCCAUAUUGGCUCCGCUUGUGGUGGUACUCGGUACUAGAUUGCCCUUCGCUCUAUUUUCAAUAUGUGGAAUUUUUGGGGGUUUGCUCGGAUUUUAUUUGCCGGAGACGCUUAAUCGACCUUUAUAUGAUACAAUGACUGGUAUGGAGGAAGGGGAAGCUAUUUGGAUUUCGUAGAUCUGUUAGAAAUUAGAAUAGAUUUUGUCUAUCAACAUUUGUAGUUUAUUAUUUUGUAAGUGGUAGUAAAAAUUAGCAUGUAAUUAUCAUUUUACAACAGUUAGCUAACGGGCUCAAAUUUGGGCCAAACUCAUUGGGCGAGCCCAUUAACGUUUCUGGAGGUGAAUUUAAUGGGGCAACUUAUUUGCGUUGGGCUAGGUCCGAAUAGUUUUCAUCACAUUGUUGAAAUAACGAAUUUUUGUAUGAAAAAGUUUCACCGUGAGACAUGGCUCAUACUUGGGUUAAAUAGUUUAAAAAUAGAAACUUUAGCUUAUGGGCUUCUUGUUUUGAGGUCGUUUCACCGUGAGACGGUCUCAUACAAAAUGGGAUGUUUUGAAAUUGCUGCUUAUUAAAAUAUGAAGAAGAUUGACUGUAAUUUUGUGAUUCAAUUCGAUUUUUUAUUUAUUUGAUCUGAUUUUAAAAAAUAAAUAUUUGAGUAUUCAAGUUAAUUUAAUUCGAUAUUUUGAGAAUUAAAGUUUUAAAUAGUUAAAUUUUUGGAUUGAAUAGGUUAAAGUAAUAAUUACAUGAAAAGUUGAAUUUAAACAUUUAUGUUUUGUAUACUUUAUCUUUUCAAAAUGACACAAGAGUUAAGACUUGGUCAAUUUCUUGAUAACAAAAUUAAUAGAAGUAACAAAAAUAAUUGGAUUGAUAAUUUUUCAACAUCAAGCGAUUACAAAUAAAUAUAUAAAUGAAUCGGAGAUAUUUUGUACGUGUUUAUAAAUUUUAUAAUGUCUUAAUAUAAAAAAGUGUCUUGAUUAGAUCUGUUAUUUUUUUUUUCGAAUUUAAGCUUUGAAAACAAUACAUUUAAAACAUACGUUAAGAAGAGAUUUACAUUUCAUACGUUUCAAUUUUGAUUCCAAUAGUUUUUUCCUCGAGGAAUUUUUUAUGCCGGAGGUUUCUUUGGACUCUCUCUUAAUUUUAAUAUAUUAUAAAUAUCUCUAUUUAUCUAAAAAAUAUUGACAAACCUACCAAAGAGGGGCAUUUCACAAUAAGAUUUGCCAUUUAUCCAUGGAAUUCAUUUUUAAUUGCAACUUUCACAACGAUAAUAACUUUACAAAAGUUAAUCAAUCAAAACAUAAAUGGAGCUACUGUAAAUGCUGCCAACGCCACUGGAAGAGGAUCUCU